This is a messenger RNA of Trypanosoma grayi, 1884 nucleotides long. RefSeq lists its product as hypothetical. Bases 1 to 1884 code for a protein of 627 amino acids. The transcript has a single exon. NCBI's taxonomy places the organism in Eukaryota, Euglenozoa, Kinetoplastea, Trypanosomatida, Trypanosomatidae. The record is from RefSeq and is a predicted model, not a curated record.
AUGGCGCCAUCCUUCACAAGGACCGCCGACGAAGGCUCCACAGAAUUGGGCGGCGUUAAAAUCGGCGGGGCAGGGUACAACACGAUUGUGGGCAUGAUCCCCACCGUUGACACCGUGAGGCUCAUCGCCGAUGACGACGAGUUAAUCAGCAGCUUCCGCCCUUAUCGCAUCGACGCGCUGCGGGCCGCGCGAGCGGCGGAGGCGACCGAAGAGAGUGCGCCCCAUCCCGACGACGCGCGGUAUCUGGAGCCAACGCUCUGCACCCUCGCCGCCAAUCGCCUCAUUGACGCUGGCGCAAUUCCCGACGACGUGGCGCAGGAGUACUGGCCUACCGCCUCCACCUUCGGGGUGGCGGCGAUGGGCGAAGGGGAUAUUGCCGCCUCGCUGCUCUCCACUGGUCCCGCGGAGGGGCUGCUGCAUGCAGCCUCCACGUUGCCACGCGGCGAUGUGCCAACGGGCACCUCAAGCUUCCUCAUGACGCCACGCUUCAGGGAGCGACGCAGCCUGCCGGGCGUGCGGCAGCCGGAACUCGGCCACUACCACCAGCGCUACACACAGGUGGAGCCGCGCGUGGUGGGAGGCUACAUCGCCCCUCGCGAAUCCGCCGCGCCAAAGGGGCGGGCGUCGCCAAUGCUGUCUGAUCAGAUCGUAACAGUGGAGGUCGUACCGGAGCCGCAGCCCUCGCAACCAUCGGUCGGAGCACUAAUGGCAGAGAGCUCAAGGGGAUGUGGCUUCUCGACCGUUGCGUAUCGGUCCGCAACGAUGGCGGGUGCUUCCUCCAGUCAGCCACAUGCAGCAUCACCACCGCCAGUGAAGGGAAGCUCUAUGUUCGUCUCCAAAACAGUCCGUAUUCCACUCGCCACCUGCAGCGCGGCGAAGGACUUGGCGUACUACCCAUACGCCGAUGUCCGGUCGACAGUGAAGCGCUCACGCUGCCCGGUGAAAUUUGAUGUCACCCUUACGCAGCGUCGCCAUGACGGCGUGUCAACGACUGCAGUGGUGGGCAUGUAUGACUUUGCUGGUGACAUUGCAGAAAACCCACACCGCGUGGUAUGUAUGGACCGUGAUACCGGGCGUGCGGGCGACUGGCGCAAUAAACCACCGGCGCCUCAGUCGCAGGCAGAUUUUGUGGAUGUCGGCACGGCCCUCAAGAUGGUGCGACCACGAACACGGUCGGUGACAAUGGCGCCGCGCAUAUCAGAGGACGACGACGCACAGAAGCGCGCCAAGGCACCAGACAACACAGUCUCCAUUGAGCGGGACCUGAACUUCCCACGGAGCAUCUUUGACCACUGUGAGGCACGGAGGGUGCGACAGUUCGCCACAAUGGCUGGGCGAAGCUCAUCCGCGCCCAUGACAUCGCAUGAGGCACCCGAUAAUGUGGAGAUGACGCUUGUGACAAAGCGUACACCAUGCCCAUUCAUCCACCCGACUGCGCCAGGUCAUGUCCCGCUGCACCGGCCGAACACGACGGAGAUCGGCGAUGUGCCAAACCUCAAGUGGACAAAGCCAACAACAGAGCGCACGACAGACUUUGGUAUCGUCAGCUCCACGCCGCCGACGCAGCUGCCUAUGCGUGAUUUGUGGUACGACACCAGCAAGCGGGCGUUGGUGGAGCCUCGAUUGACGGGCAACCCGAUGAUAGAGACGCAGGUGUCGCGUGAGAAGCGCGCCAAGAUAUUCACGACCACCGGCUGUGGCGCCCACGCGGUGUACAAUACUGACAUCCCACAGCACGGCAAGUCGGUGCCGUUGUUCGAGAAGCAGAUCACAAAGGAGACGCAGUUCUGCGGCCAUCGGCUGCAGUCGGAGCGGUGGCAGCGCAAGAACCCCAAGGCGCCGGGCCCCGGCCACUACACUGUGUCGUACCGCCUCGUCGAAUAG